CCAAGUUUGAUUUUUUUUUUUAUAUUACGGAGUAAAAAAUGUCUUUUUUUAGAAUGUUUUGAAAACUGGCUUUGAGCCGUGGAGAGUUGCCACUUGGCCCCAAUGCCUUCAGUGGAAAUGAGGAAGACAACAACAGUUUUAGGAGUAAGGGUGCUAAGAUCUGGAAGACGGCUGAGAAUUCCCAGUGAGGGGAAACGUCUGCGAGCAGCUGAACGGUGGAUCGAGUUUCUUGGCUGUGCAAGAGAUGGAAAUGGCGGCUACGCUUCCCAAUGCAAGGCGAAAGGGCGCCGCACGAACAAUGUUCAUCGGAUUCAAGAAUCUUCUGGAAUCAUCCUCAAUACAGGUGUUGAUUGUACAGUUGUUAUGCCUGAACUUGAUAAGCAUGAACCACAGGGGAUCAGUGGGAAUGGAAAUGUAGAUAAAAUGUGGGGAGCCUUUUAUACGAGGAAAAGGAAAAGGACUCAUUCGCAGAGUCUUGGUAUGAUAGAUAAUGGUGUAAAUAAUAAUUUGUUGUUUAGAAGGUUUGGAAAGCAGUAUGCUAGAAAGAGAUAUAAGAAGGGAAAUAGAGGAAGUUCUGCACAUGAUUCUUGGGCUCAUCAUUUAACUAUCGUUGAAUCCAUUAGUGUAGAAAAUUGUAGGCAUGCCAGUAGUGUUUUGGUUGCUGGCUUCUUGAGUUCUGUAUUGUGUUACAUGAGGAGAACAAGUGUUACUUUACAGCACCUUUUUGCGUUCCUACAAACAAAUCCAAUUCAUGAUGUAUACUCUUUGCAUGGAGUUAAUUUUUUUGAGGAAUCUACUUCGGAAAUGAGACUAAAUGCUUGCAUCAUUUCCUCUGUUCGGGUUACUAUGCCAGUUUUUACUGUCAACCUUUCUGUCGUUCCGAGUUGUUUUAUGUCUUUACACGCAAGUUUGCAUUUGAAGAGAUCAGAUUCUCUUUCCUCUGUGUGUUGGAACCUGGCUCUGGAUGUUUCUGAGGGGGACACCAGAAUUGCUAUGGACAUGGAAAAUGAAUGCUGUGAUGCCUCUGGCAGUGACCGUUUGGGGCGGAUAGAGAUACCAUACAGUAUUGAUUCUGGGAUGUGGGUUCUUGCACAACCAGUUCCUACAGUUACAAAAGUAGCUACCCGGAAUUUUCCACCAAGGAAUGGUCAGACUAACCAGAAGCAGAGAAAUACUCUGAGGUCAAGGAGAGGUCAGUUCACAGCUGCCCAUUAUGCGCUAAUCACAAGUUAUGCUAACUACCCGGAGUAUAUUCCAAAUGCAAAUGCCGGAGAAGCAAAAUCUGCCUCAGUGAACUUAUUGGUUAUAGAAUUAGACAAGUGUUACAGGGAGGCAUCGGCGAUGAUCACUCUGGAAUGUUCUGUCUCCAAACAGUGGAUUCUUGUUGUUAAGAGAGGAGGGUUGAGUCGAUUACAUCUUUUUGCGGAGAAAGUUUUGAGGCCAUGCAGCUCUAACCGUGUAACUCAUGCAAUAGUAUGGAGUGUUGAUGAUAAUUUGAAAAUGGAGUUUCCUGAUAGGCAAGAUUGGAUGAUAUUCAAGGAACUCUAUAAGGAAUGUUGUGAUCGCAAUAUGCAUCACCAAGCAACUAGUUCUAUUCCUGUUCCUGGCAUACGUGAAGUGGCUGUCUAUGAAGAGAAAAAUGUUGUGCCGUUUAUUCAACCAGAUUCAUACAUUUCUGUGAAGGAUGAUGAAGCCACAAGAGCAUUGGCAUGGAAGAGAGUGAACUAUGAUCUCGACUCUGAUGAUGAAGAGUGGCUGGCCACCUUUAACAAUAACUAUUGUUUGGAGAAAGAGCUUCUUGACCAUGUUUACGCUGAAAGAUUCGAGUUUAUUAUUGAUUCUUUUGAAAGAGAGGCUUUCUCAAAUCCAAACUAUUGUGCUGAUGAGAGAUCUGUUUGUGGUGCUUUCCUAGAGACAGAAAGGAAGGAAGUUGUAGAAGCUGUAUAUAGUUACUGGUCUGAAAAACGGAAACAAAAACGAUCUCCCUUGAUAAGGAUUUUCCAGUUGUAUCAGCCUAGGAGUCGGUUAAUCCCGAUGCAUAUCAUGCGCAAGAAAAGAUCAUUCAAACGGCAUAAAGGUCAAUUCAGAAGAGGGAAAAACCUGACUUUACUGCAAGCUGUAGAAGGUGCACAGCAGAAGAAGAGUGCCUUCGUUAAGGUUCAAGAAGCUAAAGAAGCAGCACAAAAACACGACGACAAGGCUGUUGUGAAGCGUCACAAAGCGCAGCAGCUUAUGGGAAAUGCUGACUUAUUGACUUUCAAAGCUCUUAUGGCACUUAGAAUAGCUGAAGCUGUAAAGACGGCCGAGUCUCUUUUAGCCAAUGCAGGUAAAAGAAUCUAGUCUUCUCAAGCUGAGAAUUCAGUGCUUUGCAAUAGAAGGGUCUGUCAUGU
Cuscuta campestris is the source of this 2390-nucleotide messenger RNA. Lineage: Eukaryota; Viridiplantae; Streptophyta; Magnoliopsida; Solanales; Convolvulaceae. The record is from the annotation of a GenBank genome assembly.